AGCAUCGAUGUUACUUGUGGUGCAGUUGAGCGCAAAAUGGGAACCUCAACGCUGGUUUUCCUUAUAACUUUAGUAUUAGCGAACAGUGUGAAAAAAUCUGAAAGUUCGUGUGAAAGCGUAAACUAUGAAGUUAAAUGUGAUUCAGUUAGAGAUAUCACCAGUGCGGUUAUAGAAAAAAUACCAGGUAUAAACAAAGUGACUCGGCUGUAUAUCAAGUUCAGUCCUCAUUUGAUAAUAUUUCCAAGAGCAUUUUCAGCAGCUGUUAAUCUGGAGCGUGUUAUUAUCAGUUACAAUAAAAUUGACAGGAUAAGCAGUGGCACUUUCAAGGAUCUCCCGGUCAAAUAUAUAAAUUUAGGACACAACGGUAUAAAUAAUAUUUUUCCGGCGGCCUUUUCUAACCUAAAAUUUCUCGAAAGUUUACGCGUUGAUGGGAAUAAUUUAAAACAAAUCCCAUUGGGGGUGUUCAUAAAUCUACCAAUGCAGGACCUAGCACUGUCCAAAAAUAACAUACCCGCAAUAGAGAAUAUGGCAUUAGAAAACUUACCGAACUUGAAGAAACUAAGGUUAGAUAAUAACAAGCUGGAGUCGAUAUUUGUCCACAGAAUUUUAACUUAUCCUGAACGUCUAGAACUCCUAUGGCUUCACAACAACUCUUUGACCACAGUGUCAAAUUACAUGUUGCAAAAAUUAACAAACCUAAAAAUAUUGAAUUUGGGAUUCAAUUCAAUCUCCCUCAUUGAACCAAAUUCUUUCGAGCAGACUCCAAAGCUGAAUUAUCUGGUUCUCACACACAAUCAUCUAAAGGAGAUAGAUGGCAGCAUAUUUCCCAACACUGGCAUGCAGUUUCUGGAAAAGAUGUAUUUGGAUAACAACAAGCUGAUGUUCCUGUCAUCCAAUUUUCUCGUUGGUUUGAGAAAGUUGAAGAAAAUCACGAUCGUUGGGAAUCCUUGGAUAUGUUCUUGUUUAAAUACAGUUCAAAGACUUCUCGCGGAAAACAACAUACAAGAUAUGUGCAAUGAAGAGUAUAACAGUGGAAGUAGACCGGUUUGUGUGAAUGAGAACGUUGACGAUACUGAAUGUAGAUAUUCCUACAAUGACAAUUUGAGUGAAAGAUUUGAGACUUACAAAAAGGAUCAUCCUCUGUACAGGCGCAUAAUAUCAUGUAUCUUGUAAACACAGAGAUAGUCCAGGCAAGUUAGACCAAAAUCACCCAGAAUACGGAGAUUUUUUUCUGAUGAACCGAUCGAG
Anoplophora glabripennis (Asian longhorned beetle) is the source of this 1248-nucleotide messenger RNA. Its product is annotated as leucine-rich repeat-containing protein 15-like. Gene Ontology annotation, molecular function: protein binding. The transcript has a single exon. The record is from RefSeq and is a predicted model, not a curated record. The coding region runs from base 37 to 1173 and encodes 378 amino acids. NCBI's taxonomy places the organism in Eukaryota, Metazoa, Arthropoda, Insecta, Coleoptera, Cerambycidae.